Molecule: messenger RNA, 7986 nt
Organism: Cataglyphis hispanica
Lineage: Eukaryota; Metazoa; Arthropoda; Insecta; Hymenoptera; Formicidae
Product: G-protein coupled receptor Mth2-like
Exons: 7
Coding region: 589-2337 (582 amino acids)
Biological process (GO): cell surface receptor signaling pathway; G protein-coupled receptor signaling pathway
Cellular component (GO): membrane
Molecular function (GO): G protein-coupled receptor activity
Source: RefSeq, a predicted model, not a curated record
AUUGCUCGCGUGAGUAUAUACGUUUUUCGCGCACUCCUGUCUUCUCUAUUCUAGAAGAGAAGUAGCAAAAUCGAAUAUCAGUGCCAGUUUUAUCAAAUCUAGUGAGAUAACUAAAAGUCAAUCUUAGUCGUUAGCGAUAAUACAGCAGUUAUUUUUGAUCCGGAUGGAUUUUUUGUGUUUCGACGAUUUACUGGAAAAAAAAGAAAGAAAGCCGCAUAAUAUAUAAUAACUUCACUUUCUUUUGCGUUUAUUUCAUUUUGCUCCGAAAAAUGCAUAUUAUAUUGCGUGCGUCAAUAAUUUGAUGAUAUUGACAUAAAUCUUGUGGUUUUAUAUUUUAUGACGUUUAGAUAUACGCCCCCUUUUUAAGAUAAUAGAUCAAUUGAAUUAUUAAUUAAUAAUUAAUUAAAAAAUUACUAAUUAUUAAUUAAAGGUUAGCAGAGAAAAUUAGCAAUAUAAAAUAAUAGAAUAUUUUAUUGCAACAAUAUAUAACAGUCCGCGAUAUCAUUGUGGUUGCUGGACAUAUCUGACAAGGCUGACUAAAGAAAAACCAAGCCGUAAUUUAAAUUAGUAAAUUCGACGCAUCAACAAAUGAUGUAUAAAUCCGCGUUUUGGUGUGGCACGUUUUUGCUCGUCGUUUCAUCCUCAGAACUUCGACAAAAUUCUACAAGAUAUGAAUUUUAUACGAACUCUACAAGAAAUCAUGGAGAUAAAGAGAAAUUGUUGCAACGUAAUUUGCACGAAAAUUCCACUAAGGAUAACGACAAUAUGCAAUAUAAAUUCCAUACUAACUCGACUAACUACCGCGAAGAUGACAAUUCGACGCGAUAUGAAUUUCGCUCGCAUUCCAUAAAGGAUCAUAAGGAAAGAAAUCAAAUGCUGACGGAGCUUGGCGUGAACUCUACUAAGAUCGACGACAAGAAUAACCCCAUGUCAAUUCAUGGAAACUUUACGCGAACCAAAAUCAAGAACAACUUUACGUCGUAUGAAUUUCGUGGAAACUUCACACAAAUCGAAAAUCAAGACAACUUGACAUUAUAUGAAUUCCAUGAAAAAUCCAACAGAAAUGAUACGAAAAACAAUAUUUUUCCAUAUGAAAUUUGCGAUAAUAUUACUUGCAUUCCACUCUGUUGCCCCCUUGGUGAUCGUUUGAUUGAAGAGAAAUGCAUCGCUGGAAAAGGUAAUUAUCCUUUUCCAGAUGUAUAUAGUUACGUAAGGAGCGAUUCGCUACGGAGAGAAGAUAAAAAGUUGGAUGCAUUAUUUGAACUGGUCGUCUACGAUCCAUGUCAGCAGACUGAACGUUUUGUGCUUAAUCCCGACGAUUCCGAGUAUCCAAACGAUGAAUAUAUAUUUCUCACCAAUGGCUCUUUAUAUCAACCGUAUUACAAGGAUUUCGUUCCAGCGACAUCCUAUUGCCUCGCCGUCGUAGAUCGGGACAAGUUUGAGGUGACUAUCUGUUUUGGGAACCAGACAUCUGAUAACGAGAUACCUGAUGUAAAUCAUUCACUCGGUAUACCCGUGGGUCUUAUAAUAUCCCUGCCGUUUCUACUGGUUACGUUCGUGGUAUACUCUAUACUGCCAGAACUUAUGAACAUGCAUGGUUACACGCUCCGCGGAUACGUUGGAUCGUUGUUCAUCGCGUACACAGUCCUCGUGGUGCUUCAGCUAACCAAAUCAGAUGCUAUAGCGUAUUCCGUCUGCAUUAUACUGGCCUUCGUCAUACAAUUCUCAUUUUUGGCGAGUUUCUUCUGGUUAAAUGUAAUGUGUUUCGACAUUUGGUGGACAUUUGGAGGAUUCCGCUCGUUACAAGGAAGCGUGAAACAACGAGAGAAAAAGAAGUUUAUAAUAUAUUCGAUCUAUGCAUGGGGAAGCGCCUCCAUCUUCACUAUUGUCUGUGCCAUCAUGGAUUUCGUUCCCAACGUGCCAGAAAGCUUCAUCCGACCGGAAUUCGGCGCCGAGAGAUGUUGGUUCCGUACGAACGAUGCGAAAGCGUUAUACUUUUACGGACCCAUGGGUAUCACUGUUUUCUGCAAUAUUUGCUUAUUCAUCUCGACAGCAUUAAAGAUCGUGCGCCAUAAGAAAGACACAGCCCUUCAUCUGAGAAGUUCGGAGAGCCGGCGUCAUGAUGACAAUAAACAAUGGUUCAAUCUGUAUUUGAAGCUGUUUAUCGUGAUGGGCAUAAAUUGGUCUAUGGAAAUAGUGUCAUGGCUGUUUGAUAAGAGUGUGCCGACGUACAUCUGGUAUCUCACCGAUUUGACAAAUGCCCUGCAAGAAGCUCGACCCGCAGUGGUUGCCACAGCUUGUCAGCUUCACGUACUUGCACCACUACAUCAGGGAUAAUACCCCUGCAGGAAAAGAUCAGUCCUUUCGUACAAGCGAACUGUCGUGCAAAAAAUUCAUCUGAUAAAGCCGACCCUUAAUGCUAUAACGCGCCAAAAAAAAAAAAUUAUCAUAGAUCAGGGAUUAAUAAUUAAUUUAGCAGUUUGCCUGUACCAUAAAUUACCUACAUAGCGCAGAACAUUACAACAAUAUUGCAACAACAAUAUUGCUACAUUGCCAACAUUGCAAUAUCACUACAAUGUUCUGUGUUCUGUAGGUAAUUCUCUAACCGAAGAUUAAUUUUACUUUAUUGUUAUGCAUUAAUCUCUUUAUUUAGAACACGGAAAUGGUACAAUCACAAAUUUUCACAUAAUAAUGCUUGUCUUCUUCUUUUCGUUAAUUUUUUUAGUAAAACUACAUAAAAGGUAACACACCUUUAAUAUUUUAUUGCUACUUAAGCAUUGUCUACAAUACGUGGAGUAAGUCUGACGUAAGGAGUAAGAGUAGGCGUAAGACGGCUAUUUCCGGUUUAAGAGGGCUGAAGUAAGGGCAUAAGCGAAAUAAAUUAUUUUUAUUUCUUACUCCUACUCUUUCUCCUAUUGUAGACGGGCCUUUAAAUAUGUUGUAGGAGAGAUUCUUCAGGGUAACUUUUGGAGGACGGCAGUGAUUUAGGAGGCUCCGCCCCUCCCCCUGUAUCCCUCGAAAAAAAUCUAACCUAACCAAACCUAUUUUCAGGAUAAAUCUUCAAUAUAGGUAUGACCUCAUAAUUUUUGGAACUCACAUAUUUUAUAUAUUUUGAGGCAUAGAAAAACGAAUUGGAAAGCAGAAAUAUAAAUUUUAAUUUUAAAUCAGAAAUAGGUUUGGGUUAGAUUAUAUCUUCCGGAAGCGAAAGCCUCCCCUUAAGAAAGCGGAGUCCAUUAUAUUCAUUAUAUUUUACAACGCGAAGCGAGGUUCUUCCCACAAUUGUUGGAUAGGAAAGUGUAUGCGUGGACGCAGUGAGUUUCGUCCCCCUUCCUCUUCUUUACAUGGUUCUACUUUUGAAAGAUAUAACCUAACCCAAAUCAAAUUUUAGUUUUAAAUCAGAAAUAAGAAAGACUUUGCUCUUAUAAACAAACACUUUUUCCACGUCCGCUCUACACAAAUACAACAUAAACAAACUUCAUUUUUCCUUAUUUUAUAAUAGAAAAAACAUUAAAACUGUAAAAUUUUUAUCUGUUAUAUCUUCUGAACCAAUACUGUCCCCUACAAAUUUCUUGCUUAUUUAGAAGAAAUACCUCCUCUACAACAUAUUUAAGUGGCAAUAAAAUCGAAGGUGUAUGUUAUGCAAAUUUACCAUUGUUUUUAUUUUAAAGAUAUAUUUUAAAUCUUUCUUUCAUUCUUUUUUUACAAUUCAUAAAAUAUUAUUUUUUUUUAAUUCUUUCAUAUUAUCAACAUAUCAUGACAUUAUAAUCAAUUUUUAUUAUUUAUAAUAUUUUUUAAAGUUUAAAAAAUUUAUAUAAUAUUAUCACAAAAAAAUUUAUAUAAAAUUAUCAUAAACUAUUAUUACAUUCAUAAAUUAUUAUUAUACGCACUUCUUAUAAUAUUAAUGUGAUCAUAUAUAUUUUUAUAUUAUCGUCAAAUUAUUCAAUUUCAUUUUUUACUUAUAUAAUAUAGUUUCAUGAUUUUUAAUUUCAUCUUACGAUAAAUUUCUGACUGAUUUAUUGUUGCAUCUAUGUCAAAUAAAUGACUUUUUUUAAAUUUUCUAUUCCAAAUAUUCAGCUGCAUAUUAUAUAAAAAUAUUUAUAUUGAAAGAAAAAUAUAUUUCUGAGACAACGAAUAAAAACAAAUUAGAUGAAGAAAGAAUCGAAUAUAUCUCUUGAAAUAUAUACAUAUUUCUUGAAAUUACUUGAAUAUAUUAUAUGAUCGAUAUUUCCAACAUAUCUAUAAGUGUGACUAUUUAAAAUUAUCUUAUCAUAAACGUAUCCUAUUGCGUCUCAAAGAUAAUAUUUUUUUUGUUCAAUAGUAUCUUUAUUUCGAUAUUUUAUAUACUUGGCGAUGGAAAUAUCUCAACAUUUAAAAUAAUGCAAUCGAACUCAUACAAUAUAUAGAUAUUCAUAUUAUGCUUCAUGAAUUGUGUUUGACAGUAAAAUGUGUAUAAGCACAGUAUAUACCAAAAAUACGAAUAUAUAUCGCUAAAACUAAUUCAAGAGAAAUAUUUACAUAUGUCUUUCUAUAGUAAUAAGAAAACUUAGCUUAUGUUCUAUAGAGACAAAUAUAUGUGCUCUCUCUCUCUCCCUUCCUUUCCUCCUCCCUCUCCUCCCUCUUUUCCUUUCUUCCUCUCUUUCUCUCUGUUUUAAAAAUAUGAAAAAUGUAACGUAAAUAUACAACAUUUAUAGUAGUACUUUUUUAACCAAAGAUCACGAUGAACAAAUAUCUAUAUAUGAUGUAUAAAUCUUGAGUAUGUAAAAAUAUAUGCAACAUUUUAUAAUAUUUCAAAUGCAUAUUUAUGGUAUUAAAUGUAUAAUAAAUUAUUCUUAAAAAUAAAAGCGCCAGAUCAUAUAUAAUAUAAUUACAGGAUGUCCCAUUUUAAUCGCCUCAAGCAAAUAUUUCAAAAAAUAUGAAAGGUACGAAAAAACGUUUCAAACAAAAAAUUGUAGGAUAUCAAGGGAAACAAAUGAUGCUGACAUUUGUUUGACUUGCAAUUGCACCUUGAAAAUCCCUGCCAAGGUCAAUUUUAAAUUUUUUAAUAGGAACCUGUACUUUUUAUUGCAUAUUUUUGUACCUUAUCUUAAGAGCUUUUCGAAACACUGUAAUAAAGUUUCUUUCCAACAGCAUUUUCCGAAUUAUGAGGUUUGAAAAGUACUUUAGAAUUAAUAUUACUUGAAAGUGAUUGUUACAUAACAUUAACAAUGCUAUUUCAAGUCACAUUAACAUUGCUACUUAAUGCGCCGCUAAGACCGUACUAUUAUAUUUGUAUUUGAAACAUUUUCCUCAAAUCUCAAAAAUAGCAUUUUUGAGAAAAUGUUUCAAAUAAAAGUUGUAGGGUCUUAAGCAAUGAUACAAUUUUUGUCUAAAAUGUUUUUCCGUAUCUUCCAUAUUUCUCGAGAAAUUUGCCCGAGACAAUUAAAAUAGAACACCUUGUAUAUAUCAAUUUAAUUCAAAAAUAACAAUAGUACUUAUGUUAGUACGCGCGUAAUAUAAGAAUAUAAGAAUAUAAAAUUACUCGCUCUUCUCUCUCUCUCUCCCUCUCUCCCCGUUCCCUCCCCCCCUCUCGCCCCUUUCUCCUUUCCCCUUUUUCUCCCCCACCCCUUCCUCUAUAUUUAUUAUUAUCCUUAAUAAAAUAAUAAAAGCAUGUAGUGUGUAUGUUAUGUAUUGUGACAAUUGUGACAUACAGGGUGAUUCAGAACAUCCUGAUGUCCUUGAAAUGACAUAUUUUUGAGCGAAUCCUAAGACAAUUUUUCCUUUUAAAAUUUUGUACGAAGUUUGGUUUUCGAGUUUAUAAUUGAAAAUCAUCCUAUAUUAUGUAUAUUGACUGCCAUAUGCCAUAAAUUUAUUUACAUAAAUUUUGCUUUAAUAUAUAUACAAAUAAUGUAUUAUUGUAUACUUAAUAACAUUAUUUUGAUAAAAAUACUAUGAACAAUUAUAUUAAAAUUUACCUUCAAUUUUAUUAGAUUUUUUUUUAAAUUUAGCUUCAAUUUUUUUAGAUAACUCUAAUGUAUAUCUUUUAUAUCCGCUUUUUUCUGUAUUAAUAGUUGUUUUAUAUUUUUCUUAUAUGUUUCAUGUUAUUAAAUCUCUCUCAACUAAAAAAUACAUAUAAUAAAUGUAUUUUUGAAUAUAAAUAUUUAUAUAGAUAAAAUAAUUUCUAUAUCUUUUUUCGUUGCAAUAAUAUUUAUUAUUAAAUAUUCAAUAUGAAUGUCAAUCUGUAUAUUAAAUAAGACGUAUCUUAUAUCAUAUAUCUUGGAAAUCUUUAUGCUGAACUUUAUAUAACAUAUUUAUAUUUAAUUAAAAUAUUAUUUACACAUAUAUUAAAAUAAACAAAAUAAAAUUAAUUUAUUUAUAUUAAAUUGCACAUAAAAUUUUCUGACAUUUUACUCAUCUACUACAACAAAAAUAUAUAAUGUACUUUAUUACAAAAACUAUAUAAAACGUAUGUGUUUUUACUUCUGUCCAUUUCAUAAAGUACUUUUAUGAUUAUAUAAAUUAUAAAUAAUAUUUAAUAUAUAAAUAAAUAAUAUUUAAUAUAUAAAUAAUUAUUUAAUAUAUAAUAUACCUAUAUAUUAAUAUCUGGAUAAAUAUGCAUAAUAGGUCAUCUCACGAUUUUAUUGCUACUUAUUGUUAGAUAUUUGAUAGAAGACGUCGUGUGUGUAUGUGUAUGUGUGUGUGUGCGCGUGCGUGCGUGCGUGUGUGUGUGUGUGUUCUGAGUAAUUCCCCACAAAAAUUAAGUAGAGGAUGACAUUGCUUUAGAAGAUAUUAAGACUAAAUUAAAAUUUGAUAAUUAUAAUGCUUCUCUUUAGGUAUUAUGAAUUGAUAUUAGUAAAAUUUGUGUGUACGCUAAUUAAUCUAUUUAUCUUCAUCUUCUAAGUAGAAAAAAUUUUUUAUAUUAUUUAAAGGAUAGCUACAUGGACAUAGAUAUUUUGUCAACAAUCAGUUUCACAUAUUUCUCGCAAUUUGUUAACAAUUUUUUACAUAACAAUACAAUUUUUCAUAUAACAAUACAAAUUUUUAAGCGUUGAAGAACAAUGAUUUAACAGAUUUUCUUGCUGAUCAAAAAGUUAUGGACACAAUAUAUAUGUUCACAGUGUGGAAAAUAAUAUUUAUCAAAUGCGGAGCUUUUCCUCUGUCUACGUGUGAAAAUCAUAAACAUCAGAAACUUUUUCAGUCAAUCACUAACAGAUUAUUAUGGCGUACACACACUUUACUAUCAAAUUUUAAUUUGUCAUAUUUUCUAAAACGCGCGCGUGCGCAAUAUCUACAUAUUUAAUACAUUUAUAAAAUAAAAGCAAAGUAUUAAAAAUAGACUUUUACAAAAUUACAAUGCAAGGAAUAAUAAAAACAGGAUUCACAAUCGCGCUGCAGUUAAAUACAUAUAUGUAUAUGAAAUACAUAAUGUUUAUUUAAGGCUUUUUAAUCUGUAUAUUUACAUAUAUCAUUAUUACAUGUAUUUGUAAUCGUCUAUGUAUACGAUUAGAUGAGGAACCAAAAAAAAAAAAAUAAAAAUUAUUAUAACAUUCUUACAUACUGCUUAUAUUUCACUACUAUAUGUAUUUCAUCAAAAGAUUUUCAAAGAUUAAUUAUAUUUUGUUAUUUAGCGUUUUUAGAUUUUCUAAUCUAACAGAACUACUGAAUCAUUUGAAGUUUGUCUGGCAAAUGGAUUUUAUAAUAUAAGCUAUGUAUUAUACUAGCUAUAGACUGCUAACAGUGAUUAAAGUGAGUUAAUGGCUAAAGAUGAUGUUAAAGAAUAUGUAGGUUGAAGAUAAAAUGUUCACAUUACAAAUUCUAUCAUAUUUUUAUUUAGAAUCCAAUUUUAUCUUUUAUCGUAUUUUCAAUUAGAUUGUUGAUAUUUAUCUUUGAACAUAAAGCUGCAAUAUUUCAUAUAAAAGUUUUUAAUUUAUAAAUAUUUGAUGUGUGUUUAAGAAUACAUGAGAAUAUAGUUUCUAGUCAAAAAUUAUAUUUUUCUUGAUAAAAAAUUUA